Heterobasidion irregulare TC 32-1 is the source of this 3909-nucleotide messenger RNA. RefSeq lists its product as uncharacterized. NCBI's taxonomy places the organism in Eukaryota, Fungi, Basidiomycota, Agaricomycetes, Russulales, Bondarzewiaceae. The transcript is spliced from 14 exons. Gene Ontology annotation, cellular component: COG complex. Gene Ontology annotation, biological process: intra-Golgi vesicle-mediated transport. The record is from RefSeq and is a predicted model, not a curated record. The coding region runs from base 5 to 2641 and encodes 878 amino acids.
CGUCAUGUCUGGUAUACCUGCCCCAGAUUACCCCGUCUUCGCCUCCCCCGACUUCGACGCGAACGACUACGCCAACGCCGUCCUCGCCGGCGAGCCCUAUCCCCCGCCCCCGUCCGCCGCCGCAUCCGCAAAGCCGUCCGCCCUCGAGCCCGCCAGGGAGGACAUCUCCGUCGCCAUCGCCAAGCUCAACUACGGCAUCGACGACGUCGACAAGCAGAUCAAGAACGUGGUCACCACACACCAUGAGGGCCUGCUCGUCCAGGCCGCCGGCGUCGGCGAUCUCGAGCACUCCCUCGGCUCUGUCCGAUCCGGCCUCGACGACCUCGAUACGUCCCUCGCAAAGCUCCGAUCUAAAAUACGCGACCCGUACCAGGCGCUCCAGGCGAACGUGACCCGCCUUCAGCGCCUACAGCAGGUCUCCGACGCCCUCCGCCGCACCUCGCGCUUCGUCAUGCUCGCGAAGAGGCUGCAGGCCCAGAUGGCCGACCUCGGCGACGGACUCGAGACCGCCCCCGAGCGGGGCACGGCCUCGGAGACGAAGACGGGUCGACCCUCCCUCGACGGCGGCCGACGCAGCGCUACUCCCGCACUCGACCUCGAAGGUGAAAAAGAGCGCACGCUAGCACAGGCCGCGCUCAGCGUCACCGAGCUCUCCGAUCUCCUAGAGGGCUCGCAGAGUGGUGCGACAUCAGACGCGUCGAAUGACCCUCCCGCACAAGACCUCCCUCCGCACAGCAGACGCAUAUCCUUGCGUGAGGUGCGCCCAGUCGCAGCCCACAUCCCCUUCAUCGACUCCUCGCGCGCCAGGGUCACCGCCGACAUGGAAUCCAUGGUCCUCACCGGCCUCACCGAAAUCAACCAAUCUCUGCUCGCGUCGUCCCUCCAGACCGCACACAACCUCCGCGUGCUCCCACAGCUCGUGCAGAACCUCGUUUCCGAUCUGACAGACGCCGUCGAGAGCCGCAUCCGGUCCGCGUUCGACGUGUCGCGCAUCUCCAAGGAGCUCAUAUCCAAAGAAUCGGCACCGUCUUCCCUCGCAUACAAGUCGCGCGUGCGCAUGGAGCCGACGAACCUCACGGCCCCGCAGUGGACCAACGCACUAUGGGCCCGGCUGACCUCAUUGAUUGAAGACCUCACCAGCGCUUGCAUCAAGGUCUACACUCUGGAGAAAGUGUUGAAGCGCAAAAAGGACCCUGUAUCCCAGGCCAUGUUCCUCGACGAGGCGAUGAAGCUCCUCGAAGACAAGCCUAGCUCGACGUUCUGGGGAUCCCUGGGCCAGACGCUCGAGAAGCAGUGCCGCGACGGCGCGAAAACGUCGACGUUUUUGCAACAGACGCUCAGCACGGGUUACCCCCGCCUGCUGCGCCUCUUUCACGACUUCUUCUCCAGCAUCGCGGUGCACACCGACACGGUCUAUACCUCGACCUAUCAGAGCCCCGAAACCAUCCUCGUCCUCCACGCCCUCGGCACCUUCGAAUCCCUCUACCUCUCCCGCGCCUCCGCACGCCUCACCGAGUCCGUCGGGCACGCCUUCCACGGCGGCGCACGCACGCCCCCAACCGCGGCCGACGGCGUCGCCUUCGCGCGCGCGCUCGCGAACGAGCUCGACGCGGCCAAGUUCGACCCGCUGCUCGUGCGCGCGCUCGCGCAGCAGCACGUGCGCGGCGCGCUCGAGAUGGCGCUCGCGCGCGCGGACGCGAUGGUCGUGCGCGACCGCUCGGCGACCGCGCUCGCGGGCCCGGCGGCGACGGCGGCGCAGAUCGGGAACGCGGCGGCGGCGACGUUCCUGUACCACGUCUGGGUGCGCGUGGAAAAGCUGGAGGAGGAGUACCCGGAGGCGGUGUACGAGGUCCUGCGGCCGGCGGUCAAGGACUUGGGGGACGCGUUUGGGCGGAUCGUGGAGCCGCUGUUGGGCGUGGUGCGACGCGAGCUGAGCGCGAUCAUCGCGAAGCUGCACAAGAUCGACUUUGCGGCGGACGUGGACCCGAUGUCGGGCGGGAUGGGCGGGGCGAGCGCGUACGUGAAGGAGCUCGCGGAGAAGCUGACGUUCGUCAAGGCCGAGAUCCUCGCCCGCUUCAACGUCGGCCCCGCCGGCCGCGACUGGGUGAUCGCGAUAGUGACGCACGUGAUCAAGACGUUCGUGCUGCACGUCUCGAUCGCGAAGCCGCUCAACGAGAGCGGGAAGCUGCAGCUCACGAGCGACAUGACCGAGCUCGAGUUCGCGCUGAGCGCGUUCAUGCUCGAGAGCCCGCAGAGCAAGCGCGGCGGCAGCCUCGACGUCAUCGGCGAGGACUACCGCGCGCUGCGCGCCAUGCGGCCUCUCCUGUUCCUAGACAACGCGUCGCUCGCCUCGCGCGCACACACGGCAGGCCUCCCGCCGCUCAUCGUGCUGCACCACAUCCUCGUGCGCUCGCCGAUCGCGCUCCCGCACCGGCUGCACGGGUGGCAGGAGGCGGAGUACGUGCGCUGGGUCGAGGAGCACAGCGCGGAGGAGGCGCUCACGCUCGUCGACGGCGGGCUCGCGCACUGGGAGCGCAUGGCGGAGAGCGAGGGCGCCGCGGAGGCCGCGGAGGCGGGGGCGGGGGCGGAGUACGUGCUGCUGGCGAGGCGCGUGUUGGACGAGGCGGGCGGGAGGCGAUGAGUGUGUUUUGAGUUUUUUGUGGUUUGCUCAUGGUCGAUGACUGGAAGAUUCAGGCGCGCUUCGACAAAGUCGAGCCGGACGCAAGUCCAAGUAUUUAUUGCGCAUCAGAGGAUUAUCUACGUGCGAUGAGUAUGAAGGGAAACGUGUUUAGAUGUCGAUGCAAUCCGAGCGUUGAACAUCGUCAGAGCCUCUUCAUCCUCGUCCCUGAUAAGUGCAACGACAUCAUAUGAAUAUCCACUCUGGAGGUUUAGCUCCGCGUAUCUGUUACGAAAAAUGGUAUCGUGAAUUCCAUUCGCCAAUCCCUCCAGCGCAUCCGCAAAGCGAGUGUAUAUUUGUGACCAGAAGCGAGGUGGCCCAUGGAUUGGAUCGUGAAUCGCGAUGUUGCAAUUACUGACGCUUAGCUUCCGGAGCGUGUGCCUUUGGCCCACGAUGAAUUCCUCGACGUGGGUCUCCUCAUUGAACAAGAACCCAUUCAGCGACACACGCCUAAGCGCUGGGAAGUACAACUGCGAAAAAUCGAUCGUGGUGACAAUGCCAACAUCUAUGUCACUGUGAAGUAUGAGCUGCGUGAGAGAUUGCGGGUGAGAUGCGAGGGUGUUGAAGACUUGACGCUGGAUAGCGUGCUGCCAGAACUUGACAAAAGAGUCUCGAAAACGACGUUGUGGCGAGCGUCCAUGAUGAGUCAUGAUACACAGAGACUCCAGCGAAAUGAAGAGAUUCCGGAAGGAAGGGAGGUCAAACAUCGGGUCAUGGAACGGAGCCAUAUUCACAAUGUGGAGUUUUUUGAGACGAGGCAAGGGUGGUUGUCUUAAUAUUGUGGAAAGAAUGGUCCGUUGUACUUGCGACUGCGUAUCGGGACCAUCGUGCGCAUUGCACCCGUAGAAUGCCAACUUCAAGCUCUCCAGGGCCGUAAGACGGUGAAGACAGUAAAACGCUAUCGCCAAAUACUUGAGUCUGUAUAACUGGCUCCAAUUGUCUACGUUGAUCGCCAAAAAAAAGAAUGAUUUGACGCAUUCUGCUAACGGUGUGCGUCGCACUACUCUCCAGAUCGCGAUAGCAUCCUUGGCGGUACCUGUAGUGUGGAGACAUGCAAACACGCGUGGCGUGGCCAGUGCACAGAAUGUCUUGUUCACUGCUCGGAUACGAAGCAGGUCACUGCGAUGAAAUAGCGAUAGCUCGUCGACAAUGAUUUCGAGAAGUUCAUAAGGCAAGGAAUCCAUAAAUUCGCCUGGCGAUAGUUAUUCUGUAAGUGGAUGGCUUGGAUCGUU